Callithrix jacchus (white-tufted-ear marmoset) is the source of this 5749-nucleotide messenger RNA. It is a transcript of the gene GAB2, whose product is annotated as GRB2 associated binding protein 2. Lineage: Eukaryota; Metazoa; Chordata; Mammalia; Primates; Cebidae. Gene Ontology annotation, biological process: signal transduction. The record is from RefSeq and is a predicted model, not a curated record. Gene Ontology annotation, molecular function: transmembrane receptor protein tyrosine kinase adaptor activity. Gene Ontology annotation, cellular component: cytoplasm.
AGCGGGCGCGCGCCGCGCCGCCUAGUCCCCGCCAGGCCGCCGGCCCCGCCCCUGCCCUCCCGCGAGCUGCGCACCGCCGGCCGCUGCCCCAGCUGCCCGAGCCCGCGCCCUCGUCCGCACGACCAGGCGGCGGGACCAGGCCAGCAGCAUGAGCGGUGGCGGCGACGUGGUGUGCACCGGCUGGCUGAGGAAAUCGCCCCCCGAGAAGAAGUUGAGGCGCUAUGCCUGGAAGAAACGCUGGUUUAUCCUACGGAGUGGCCGGAUGAGCGGUGACCCAGAUGUUCUGGAAUACUACAAGAACGAUCACUCCAAGAAGCCUUUGCGGAUCAUCAACCUGAACUUCUGUGAACAGGUAGAUGCAGGCCUGACCUUUAACAAGAAGGAGCUGCAGGAUAGUUUUGUGUUUGACAUCAAGACCAGUGAGCGCACCUUUUACCUCGUGGCUGAGACGGAAGAGGACAUGAAUAAGUGGGUCCAGAGCAUCUGCCAGAUCUGUGGCUUCAAUCAGGCUGAGGAGAGCACAGACUCCCUGAGAAACAUUUCCUCAGCCGGUCAUGGCCCCCGCUCUUCUCCAGCUGAGCUCAGCAGCUCUAGCCAGCACCUUCUCCGAGAACGCAAAUCCUCAGCCCCAUCACACUCCAGCCAGCCAACUCUGUUCACGUUUGAACCCACCGUGUCAAACCACGUGCAACCCACCUUGUCCACCAGUGCUCCUCAGGAGUAUCUCUACUUGCACCAGUGUAUAAGCCGAAGAGCAGAAAAUGCAAGGAGUGCCAGCUUCUCUCAGGGCACCAGGGCCUCUUUUCUCAUGAGGAGUGAUACAGCCGUACAAAAACUUGCCCAAGGCAAUGGACACUGUGUUAACGGGGUCGGUGGUCAAGUCCAUGGCUUCUAUAGCCUUCCCAAGCCAAGCCGGCACAAUACAGAAUUCAGAGACAGUACCUAUGACCUCCCCCGCAGCCUGGCCUCCCAUGGCCACACCAAGGGCAGCCUCACAGGCUCUGAGACAGAUAAUGAGGAUGUGUACACCUUCAAGACGCCCAGCAACACCCUGUGCCGGGAGUUUGGGGACCUCCUGGUAGACAAUAUGGAUGUUCCGGCUACCCCACUCUCAGCCUACCAGAUCCCUAGGACAUUCACUCUGGACAAGAACCACAAUGCCAUGACAGUGGCCACUCCUGGGGACUCAGCCAUAGCUCCCCCACCCCGGCCCCCCAAGCCAAGUCAGGCAGAAACACCUCGAUGGGGCAGCCCUCAGCAGAGACCUCCAAUCAGUGAAAAUAGCAGAUCUGUCGCUGCCACCAUCCCCAGACGCAAUACCCUCCCUGCAAUGGACAACAGCCGACUUCACCGAGCUUCUUCCUGUGAGACCUACGAGUACCCCCAGCGUGGUGGAGAGAGUGCAGGCCGGUCUACUGAAUCCAUGAGUGAUGGAGUCAGCUCUUUCCUGCCAGGGAAAAUGAUUGUGAGCCGAUCGGACAGCACCAAUUCUGAAGAUAACUACGUGCCCAUGAACCCAGGUUCUUCCACCCUGUUGGCCAUGGAACGAGCAGGUGAUAAUUCCCAGAGUGUCUACAUCCCAAUGAGCCCAGGGGCCCAUCACUUUGACCCACUUGGCUACCCAUCAACAACCCUUUCUAUGCAUCGAGGCCCCAGCAGAGGAAGUGAGAUCCAGCCACCCCCUGUCAACCGCAACCUCAAACCUGACCGGAAAGCAAAGCCAACACCACUUGACCUGAGAAACAACACCGUCAUCGAUGAGCUCCCCUUCAAGUCACCUAUCACCAAGUCUUGGUCUAGGGCCAACCACACCUUCAACUCCAGCUCCUCGCAGUACUGCCGCCCCAUCUCCACCCAGAGUAUCACCAGCACAGACUCAGGAGACAGUGAAGAGAACUAUGUCUCUAUGCAAAACCCAGUGUCUGCAUCUCCUGUUCCCAGUGGCACCAACAGUCCUGCCCCUAAGAAGAGCACCGGCAGUGUUGAUUAUCUGGCCCUGGACUUCCAGCCGAGCUCCCCAAGCCCUCACCGCAAGCCAUCUACUUCAUCUGUCACUUCUGAUGAGAAGGUGGACUAUGUUCAGGUGGACAAGGAGAAGACCCAAGCCCUUCAGAACACCAUGCAGGAGUGGACAGACGUGCGGCAGUCCUCGGAGCCCUCCAAGGGUGCCAAGCUGUGACCAGAGGGCCACUGCAGAGCUGGCCCUUCCUAUCUCCUUUCCCCCUGUCCCCUCUCCCAUUGUCCCUCCCACCCACCUCCUCUCUACUCUGCCAGUCUCAGCCUUCAAAGCACUUGACAUCAGGGACCCUGAACCCUUCCCCAGGGAGGUGAGGGCCUGAUCAAGGCACGUCCUCUGCCCACUCGGGGCCCACCUGUGAUUUUUAUCGUUAAUGGCCAUGCCUCCACCCACCUUAGUUAGGAGCUAUUGCCAAAAAGCAUCCUUCAGCGUCUUCCUGUCCUUUAGAUGUGAUUACCAGUCAUUUGGAAGGAAGGGCUGGGGCUCUGAGCCAGAUUUCACACCUUAUGUUCAGUCACAACCCUCAGCUAUCUUCCCUCCGGCCCCUGGGCUACCUCUCCUCAGUCCCAGAAGACAAGUCUCUGGGAGUCAAGGACCAGCACACCAAAGUGGAUAAUGGACUUUUUCAUUCCUGUUUUUCUUGGCAGGAGAGAAGCAAAGCCACUAAAAGAUGAGAUGGUGGGAAAGGAGGGCCAGCGGUGGUCUUGAGGGAUACAGAGGGAAAGCUCACAUCUGCAGGGACAUCUCACUUUCAGGCUGAGGCCAUAGCAGGAGAGCUGCUGUUGGCUGCAGAGGCAGAAGAUGAAGGGCAAAAGGAAGGGAAAAGUGGUGAUGGCCAACCCAGAACAGCAAGAAGCAGGGAUUGGAGCUCAGGUGGUAGAGAUGACGAGGACACUGGGAGCUCAGGGCCCCCAGAACUUUGGAGCUAUACAGGCCACUCUAGGCCCAGGGGAAGUCCUCUUCCCCACCCUCCUCAGAGGCCCCCACCAACCCCACCUUGAGAGCACAACACAGGGGAAGGCUUGGACCAAGCAUAUGGGGCAGGAAUGCAUGGUGAAGGGGUAGGGAAUGUGGGAGGGAGUAUGGUGUGGAUGGGGGUGAUUCAGGGACUGAGGGGAACCCUGUGAUAGGCACAGGCUGGGCAGAGGCACAGGGCAGUGUAGGGGACUCUGCAGUGGAAUGGGGCAGUGAGUUUCUAUGUGGUGAGCAGCACAGUGGAAGUUGGGCUCAGAGGUAGCAGAGGGAUGUGAAGCAGGGGUGAAGGCCAUGUAGCAAGUGGGGAAAUACAUCCAAAGGGCCUGGGAGUUGGGGAGUGGCGAAGGCAAUGUGUGGGGGUGUAGAGUGGAGCAGAAAGUGAAGGAGUGACUCAUGCAAGAGUGAUAUGCAUGGUGGUAUGACAUGAGGACUGUUCCCUGGAUGGAGGGAUAGCAGGUAAGGCAGGACAAGGAGAAAGCAGGGCAGAAUGAUGCCUAGAGGACCACAUGGGGCAUGGCUCAUGGUUUGUGCCCAUUCGCUGUGGCAUAUGCCAGGUUGCAGGGCAGGAACGAGUCUGGCCUGAUGCCGGCCCAGUGUUUUCUCAGCUCAGCUCAUCCGUCCUCUAGACCGAUGGCCUAGCUGUUCUCCAAGUUCCAUCCUGGAAGAAGUUACUUCCUCAAGAGUUGGACCUCUUCUCUUAGCAUUAGUUCAGAUCAACUCAAGGAGCAUUUAUUAAUGGUUGCUGUGUCCAGUCUCGGGGCUUAGCCACCAAGGACACAAGAAUCAAUCAGACCAUAUCCCUGAAUUUGAGAUAGUCACAAUCAGUGAGAAAAAGAAGGACACGAGACAGUGGUGACAGCCAUUAGACAGAGACUUAAAAUGCUGAUGGAGUGCAGAGGAAGACAUGACUUAGGGAGGUUGGGGCCAGAGGCAGGAGUGGGGUCACAAUCAGGGAAGGUGGAUUCUAGGAAAAGGGGGUGCCUGAAGUAGGCCUUGGAAGGGGAUGAGUCAGAUUCUACAGAGGAGGAGGGCAGGGCUUGGGUCCAGUGGAGGAAGAAGGACAGAGAGGCUUAGAAAGCCUCUCUUGUGUCUUGGGAACACAAGGCCUUUGGACGUAUGGGUCCAGCCAUUCAGAAGUGCCGGGGCCAUGCCUCAGUGUUCCAUCAGGUGAAAUGGUGACAGUGGCAGUGGCUACCCUGGGCAGUUGGUAGGGUGCUGGUUCACUGUGCCCGGCCCUGAAUGUGUGCCUUUAAGGCCUCUACAAGGGGCCCCAUAUGACAGAGCUUUUAACUGGUGCCUUCCCUGUACCCACAGAAGCCACAAGUGGGCCCAGACUAUUGAUGCUCUCAGUUGACAGCCCAGCAGUCUCCCAUAAAAUGUGAGCAUGUUCUGAGUGUGCCAUGAUGUGAAUGGACCUGGCUGGACUCUUCAGAGAGCAACUGAGGUGUUCAAAUCAAAUCUCCCAGGAAGCCUCCUUUCAGCUCCUGAUUCUGGUAACUACCAAAAUCCCUUGGGUGGAAGUGUAGGGGCAGAGAUGGAAGGAUAAAAGAGGCAAAGUUGACCUUUUGAAAACAAAGCUCUGGCUGACAAGCCCCAAACUACCAGCCAUGUUUGGCAUGUCCCCACCCUCCACCCACUACCUUCCCUGACAAAGGAGUCAUCUCAGUUGACUCCUUUGUUUGGCCUAUCCAUGGUUCAGAGUCCACCUCUCCUGAGGGCCUGGUAAGGACUGAGACCCCGGUAGGGGGAUACCUUACCACCCAGCACUGCUUCACACGAGGACUCGUCCUGCCUGGGGCUCUCCAAGGAGCUUCCUUUACCCUCUUCAAGGUUAAGUCAAGUAAGAACGAUGAGAAAUAAGGAGAUGGUGUUUCCUUACGUCCUAGAUCUGUGUGUCUUUGGAAUGGGAGGUUGGAUUAUAUGCACUGAGGUCCCAUCCACAGCUGGUGCUCAGCUGCUUGAAGGGGAGACUCCCUCUUCUGUAACUUCUUUCUGGAGGAUCUGGAUGGCCAGGGGUGGGCAGCACCUAUCCCCAGUCCCCUCCUAGCUUGAGUUUGGUCACUUCUACAUUGGAAACCAUUGAAAUAUGCCCCAUUCCUAGGACAAAAGCACAACCAUUCUGAAGUUACUGAAGCAUAGGCUCAGCUCAUCUCCCCUUGGCCCCUUCUGCCACGGGGCCAUCUUGGCCCAGCAUCCCCACCUCAUUUCCAGAGCUCUUUCUUCCCCAUCUUGGCCUUUGUCUGUAAAAUUCAGGGGAAGCCAGGCUGGCCUCCAGAGCUCUAAAGCCCUUCCUUGGGGGUUGUCUUUCUGGGACUCACCCUGCUCUUUGGGGCCUGGGACCACGAGGAGCUACCUGUUGAGGGGGUCCCCCAGAGAUCCAGACUGUCAUGUGAUUUCUGGUGGCAUGUGUUGUGUAUUUGUUGGCUACUUGUGUCUUGAAGUGUAGAAUUAUUUCGUGCAGAAUUGUCACUAUUGGUGAGGAAGAGAAAUGGGCUAAUGGAAGCCCAGUCUUGAGUUCUUGUCUUGUCACCAUUUAAAAUUGACAAUUUUCAAAUCACUGUUGGUGCCUAAUCACUUAAGUUAUUAAUUUAUUCUGUUUGUAACAUAUUUAUCCUGUGGGUGGGUGGGGCAGGAGUGUGUUCAAGUGGGUCAUGUUUUUGCUGUGGUGACACAUGGUACAGGCCUGGAGCUUGCAGGUCCCUUUUGACUGUGGCGUUGGAGCAGGACAAUAAAGUCCACUAGAAAUGCACCCCAGAA